AUGUCUGAACUUGAGAAGGCCAUGGUGUCCCUCAUUGAUGUUUUCCAUCAAUAUUCUGGAAAAGAAGGUGACAAGCACAAGCUAAAGAAGUCUGAACUGAAGGAGCUCAUCAACAAUGAGCUUUCCCAUUUUUUAGAGGAAAUCAAAGAGCAAGAAGUUGUGGACAAAGUCAUGGAAACACUGGACAAUGAUGGAGACGGCGAAUGUGACUUCCAGGAAUUUAUGGCCUUCGUUGCCAUGGUUACCACUGCCUGCCAUGAGUUCUUUGAACAUGAGUAA
Chrysochloris asiatica (Cape golden mole) is the source of this 279-nucleotide messenger RNA. RefSeq names its product S100 calcium binding protein B (gene S100B). Gene Ontology annotation, biological process: positive regulation of cell population proliferation; positive regulation of canonical NF-kappaB signal transduction. The record is from RefSeq and is a predicted model, not a curated record. NCBI's taxonomy places the organism in Eukaryota, Metazoa, Chordata, Mammalia, Afrosoricida, Chrysochloridae. Gene Ontology annotation, molecular function: calcium ion binding; S100 protein binding; zinc ion binding. Bases 1 to 279 code for a protein of 92 amino acids. The transcript has 2 exons. Gene Ontology annotation, cellular component: nucleus; cytoplasm.